AUGGCGGAACUUUUGUCGAUCCAAAAGAUAUCUUCGCCACCAAAGGAUGGUAGUGGUGCUGCCCAGUGGGCAGUGAGGGCGAUGAUGCACCCGCCCGAAACAAAAAACGCAUCGAGUAAUCUUUGGCCAACAUCUCCUUUGUCGUAUGACGUUGGCGUUGCGGAGAGUAAUGUCGGCAUUCGAAAUUCUCCUCCGAAAUUUACUUUCGAACGUUGCCCACCGGUUUCAUUACAAUGGAAGGAAAUUUCUUUGACUACUAGUUCAGGGAAGGCAAUUCUUCGCGGUGUUUCCGGUAAAGUUGCAACAGGUGAACUCACUGCUAUAAUGGGUCCCUCUGGUGCUGGAAAAUCUACUCUCCUGAACGUUCUCUCUGGGUUUACGCGUCAGAAAGUGUCUGGAGAGAUCCUGGUGAACGGGAAGGAGCGGGACAUGGGUGUCUUCAGGAAGCUAUCUUGUUACAUCAUGCAAGACGACCACUUGUUGGCACACCUGACCGUGCGAGAGUCCAUCUAUCUUGCCGCCUGCCUCAAGGUUCCGUCCACGAUCUCCAAAAAGGAGAGAGAAAAGAUGGUAAAAGAAUGCAUGCAAUCGUUAGGGUUAAUUGAAAGGCAGAACAACAAGGCCAGCCAGCUGUCUGGAGGUCAAAGAAAAAGAUUGUGCAUUGCUCAAGAAUUGGUCAGUAAUCCACCCCUCAUCUUUCUAGAUGAACCAACAAGUGGUUUGGACAGCUCCUCUUGCCUUCAGUGCAUCCAACUACUAAAAUCUCUGGCUCAAGAAGGAAGAACUGUUAUUUGCACAAUUCAUCAGCCAAGUGCCCGAAUAUUUGAAAUAUUUGACAAGUUGUACAUGCUGGCUCAAGGCCAAUGCAUCUUUCGUGGGUUUACCAAAGAACUGGUGCCUUUUUUGGCAAACCUUGGACUUGCCUGUCCACAGUACCACAACCCUACUGAUUAUGCUACUGAAGUUGCAACUGGUGUACAUGGAGACUGGAUUUCCAAACUAAAGAAAGCGGUCGAUAACUUAGAAGAUCUAGAACAGUCUUCGACUGCCGACGACUCGGAAUGCAAAAACUUGGACUCGUCAUUACAAGCAUCUACUCUAUGCUUGCUUCAAGAAAAAGUGAAGAGAAAGACCUCCUUGUUUAAGGACUAUCUGAAAGCAAAUUACAGCGACUAUGCGACCAGCCCGUUCAACCAGUUCAAAAUUCUAACUUACAGAAACUUGAUUUGCACGUUAAGAGAACCAAUGUCCACUCAGCUUCGCCUGUUUGCUCACGUGGUUGUAGGACUGCUUCUUGGUUUAUUGUAUUAUGGGAUUGGUAACGACGCAAGCAAAAUUUUCAACAACUCUGGAUUCUUAUUCUUCUCUUUACUGUUCUUGAUUUUCACAUCUAUGAUGCCUACAGUUCUCACUUUUCCAUUAGAAAAGACCAUUUUUGCCCGGGAGCACUUGAACAGUUGGUACAGUUCAAAGAUGUACUACUUAGCCAAAACAGUUGCUGAAAUUCCAUUCCAAAUCCUAUUUCCUGUAAUAUAUUGCAGUAUAGUAUAUUGGAUGACCUUUCAGCCCAAUGAUAUGGUACGAUUUUCUCUCUUCCUGUUCUCGUCCAUCAUGAUUUCACUUGUAGCUCAGUCCGUUGGAAUGAUCAUUGGAGCAGCCACCAGCGUUCAAAACGCAGUAUUCUUGGCUCCUGUGAUAUCCAUACCAAUCCUGUUGUUCAGUGGCUUCUUCAUCAGCUUGGAUACCAUCCCAACUUACUUGAAAUGGUUGUCUUACAUAUCUUACAUCAGGUACAGCUACCAAAGCGUCUUGCUUAGCAUCUAUUCCAUGAACAGACCAGAAUUGCACUGUGAUAAAAUAUUCUGCCCGUUCCAAGAGCCUCUGGAUUUCUUGAAGGAAAUGGACAUGGUUGGUGGAAAUCUAUAUGUAGAUUAUGCCGUUUUGUGGGCAUUCUUUUUUGUCUUCAGAUUCAUUGCUUACAACGUGCUUUAUUAUAAAGUUAUCUACAGUCGAUGA
Uloborus diversus is the source of this 2016-nucleotide messenger RNA. RefSeq names its product ATP-binding cassette sub-family G member 1-like. Gene Ontology annotation, cellular component: plasma membrane. The record is from RefSeq and is a predicted model, not a curated record. Gene Ontology annotation, molecular function: ATP binding; ABC-type transporter activity; ATP hydrolysis activity. The transcript has 12 exons. The coding region runs from base 1 to 2016 and encodes 671 amino acids. NCBI's taxonomy places the organism in Eukaryota, Metazoa, Arthropoda, Arachnida, Araneae, Uloboridae.